CAGGGCUUAAUGUUCGUCACCGUACCCUCCAAGGCAUUCGUUGAGACGCUCGGCUUCGUGCUCUUGGUCCUGAUGAACGCCCGCUUCUACGGAUUGGCCGAGCGUUGCCUUUCUACCGCCGUAGCCUUCGCCAAGACCAGGAGAUACGCGGACAACGCCAAGGCCAUCCGCCACAAGGCGUGGGCCAGGGGCCUUACGAAAAAGCUUCUCGUCAAGUCCCGCCUGGCGCGAGUGACGGCCAUUUUGGACGUUCAGUCCAGGUAGCGUAAGGUUGCGGGUUAGCGCACCCCCGUGCGAUCGUUUUUUAUACAUUUUCGCUAUUUAUUUUUCAUCGAACAGGGGUGCGAUGACUCCGGACCGUGCGAUGACUCCACACCCUGUGCGAAAAUUGAAUUUAGUCAUUGGGUUUGAUACAUAACGCACACCCCUGUGCAAUGACU
Messenger RNA from Ectocarpus sp. CCAP 1310/34, 440 nucleotides. The record is from the annotation of a GenBank genome assembly. NCBI's taxonomy places the organism in Eukaryota, Phaeophyceae, Ectocarpales, Ectocarpaceae.